Messenger RNA from Otolemur garnettii (small-eared galago), 1897 nucleotides. It is a transcript of the gene MGAT3, whose product is annotated as mannosyl (beta-1,4-)-glycoprotein beta-1,4-N-acetylglucosaminyltransferase. Lineage: Eukaryota; Metazoa; Chordata; Mammalia; Primates; Galagidae. The coding region runs from base 107 to 1708 and encodes 533 amino acids. The transcript has a single exon. The record is from RefSeq and is a predicted model, not a curated record. Gene Ontology annotation, biological process: protein N-linked glycosylation; N-acetylglucosamine metabolic process. Gene Ontology annotation, molecular function: beta-1,4-mannosylglycoprotein 4-beta-N-acetylglucosaminyltransferase activity. Gene Ontology annotation, cellular component: membrane.
CCAGGCACUGGCCAGGACAUUGUCAAACAGUGAUAGCAGAGACAUCAUCAGGUCCCUUCCCUCAGAUGGCCCUGACCUUGUGCUCUUCUCCCUCUUUUCCUGCAGGAUGAAGAUGAGACGCUACAAGCUCUUUCUCAUGUUCUGUAUGGCUGGCCUGUGCCUCAUCUCCUUCCUGCACUUCUUUAAGACCCUGUCCUAUGUCACGUUCCCCCGAGAACUGGCCUCCCUCAGCCCUAACCUAGUGUCCAGCUUCUUCUGGAACAAUGCCCCCGUCACGCCCCAGGCCAGCCCGGACCCGGGAGGCCCUGACCUGCUGCGGACCCCCCUCUACUCACACUCACCCCUGCUGCAGCCACUGUCACCAAGCAAGGCCACUGAGGAACUCCACCGGGUGGACUUCGUGCUGCCUGAGGAUACCACCGAGUAUUUUGUACGCACCAAAGCUGGGGGCGUCUGCUUCAAACCAGGCACCAAAAUGCUGGAGAAGCCGCCACAGGGGCGACCAGAGGAGAAGCCCGAGGGAGCCAACGGCUCCUCGGCCAAGCGCUCGCCCCGGUACCUGCUGAGCACCCGGGAUCGCGCGGGCAGCCGGGGCCUGAGGCGCAAGUGGGUCGAGUGCGUGUGCCUGCCCGGCUGGCACGGGCCCAGCUGCGGCGUGCCCACCGUGGUGCAGUACUCCAACCUGCCCACCAAGGAGCGGCUGGUGCCCCGGGAGGUGCCGCGCCGGGUUAUCAACGCCAUCAACAUCAACCACGAGUUCGACCUGCUGGACGUUCGCUUUCACGAGCUGGGCGACGUGGUAGACGCCUUUGUGGUGUGCGAGUCCAACUUCACAGCCUACGGGGAGCCGCGGCCGCUCAAGUUCCGCGAGAUGCUGACCAACGGCACCUUCGAGUACAUCCGCCACAAGGUGCUCUACGUAUUCCUGGACCACUUCCCGCCGGGCGGCCGGCAGGACGGCUGGAUAGCCGACGACUACCUGCGCACCUUCCUCACCCAGGACGGCGUCUCGCGGCUGCGCAACCUGAGGCCGGAUGACGUCUUCAUCAUCGACGACGCCGACGAGAUCCCGGCCCGCGACGGCGUCCUCUUUCUCAAGCUCUAUGACGGCUGGACCGAGCCCUUCGCCUUUCACAUGCGCAAGUCGCUCUACGGCUUCUUCUGGAAGCAGCCGGGCACGCUGGAGGUGGUGUCGGGCUGCACUGUGGACAUGCUGCAGGCCGUGUACGGGCUGGACGGCAUCCGCCUGCGCCGCCGCCAGUACUACACCAUGCCCAACUUCCGCCAGUACGAGAACCGCACGGGCCACAUCCUGGUGCAGUGGUCGCUUGGCAGCCCCCUGCACUUCGCGGGCUGGCACUGCUCCUGGUGCUUCACGCCCGAGGGCAUCUACUUCAAGCUGGUGUCUGCCCAGAACGGUGACUUCCCCCGGUGGGGUGACUACGAGGACAAGCGGGACCUCAAUUACAUCCGGAACUUGAUCCGCACCGGGGGCUGGUUUGACGGCACGCAGCAGGAGUACCCGCCAGCCGAUCCCAGUGAACACAUGUACGCCCCUAAGUACCUACUCAAGAACUACGACCAGUUCCGCUACCUGCUGGACAACCCCUACCAGCAGCCCAAGAGCACCGCGCAAGGCGGGCGGCGCCACAAGGGCCCGGAGGGGAGGCCACCUGCCCGGGGCAAAUCGGACGAGGUUGAAGGCUAAGGCUGCAUGAUCUUAUAGGGCCCAUGGCAGGGUCGGGAGUGGUGGCCGCCCCUAGAAUGAUCUCCCUGCCUCCUUCCACUGGCUUGGCUUGAUGGCUCUUGAGAGGACCAGGAGUGGGUGGGCGGGUGGGUGUAUGGAGCUUACUCCAUUCCAGCCCUUGUCAAUCAAGGGGCAGGCCUUUGUUCUCAA